Nomia melanderi (Alkali bee) is the source of this 646-nucleotide messenger RNA. Its product is annotated as MICOS complex subunit MIC13 homolog QIL1. The record is from RefSeq and is a predicted model, not a curated record. Gene Ontology annotation, cellular component: mitochondrial crista junction; MICOS complex. Gene Ontology annotation, biological process: cristae formation. Lineage: Eukaryota; Metazoa; Arthropoda; Insecta; Hymenoptera; Halictidae.
GUAUUCGACGAUAUUUUGGUUGAAACCGGAAGUUACAGUUUACAUAAUUUUCAGAUAUUCGUAUGGCAGAAGAACGAGCAACUAAUACCAUCAUCACAAAGUAAUUUAUAUUACACAAUGGGUUUAAUCCGGUUUACGAUAAAAGCUACCAUUGUCGGUGGUGUAGUAUAUUAUACCUGUCAAGAAGGUUUAUGGUCAAAAUCAACAGAUACUGCUGAAUUAUAUAAAAAAUUAUACACCAAUAUUGCUCCUUACGUUAAGCAUAACAUUCCAAAAGAUAUAAUAGUUGAGUUUAAUCGUUUGCCAAACAUUGACUGUAUGGUAAAUUGUUCAAAACAAUACUGGAACAAAGGUGUUAUGUCCUCAAUGGAAUUUAUUUCUAAUUUACCUAGCCAUAUACGCAAUGGAACAACCACUGUUUCUGAAACUGUGCAAAAAUAUAUGAAAGAACAAAGUUAAAAGGUGAUCAAUUAAAUCAUACAUAAUAUUGCUAGUAGAUUUAUUCAAAUUAUAUGGCAAAUUUAUUUUGUAUAUAUCAAUAAUUUAUCAAUAUAUAGAUUUAUUUAACUAUGUGUUCAAUGAUUACAAGAUAAAGCGCUUUUUAUAAAAGCAUAUUCAUAUAUUAUCAAUAAAGAUACAUGAAAGA